Euleptes europaea (tarantolino) is the source of this 1530-nucleotide messenger RNA. It is a transcript of the gene IRX1, whose product is annotated as iroquois homeobox 1. The record is from RefSeq and is a predicted model, not a curated record. Gene Ontology annotation, biological process: regulation of transcription by RNA polymerase II; cell development; neuron differentiation. Bases 1 to 1395 code for a protein of 464 amino acids. The transcript is spliced from 4 exons. Gene Ontology annotation, cellular component: nucleus. NCBI's taxonomy places the organism in Eukaryota, Metazoa, Chordata, Lepidosauria, Squamata, Sphaerodactylidae. Gene Ontology annotation, molecular function: DNA-binding transcription factor activity, RNA polymerase II-specific; RNA polymerase II cis-regulatory region sequence-specific DNA binding.
AUGUCCUUCCCGCAGCUGGGCUACCCGCACUACCUGAGCGCCAGCCCGGCCGGCGACGGCGCCAGCGAGCGGCCGGGGGGGCUGGCCGCCGCCGCCGCCGCCGCGGGCCGUCCCGGGGCCGCCGAGCUGAGCAGCGGCUCCUCGGCCGCCGUCACCUCGGUGCUGGGCAUGUACGCCGCCGCCGCCGCCGCCGCCGCCGCCGCCGCCGGGCCCUACGGCGCGCCCAACUACAGCGCCUUCCUGCCCUACGGCGCGGACCUCGGCCUCUUCUCGCAGAUGGGUUCCCAGUACGAACUGAAGGACAACCCCGGAGUUCACCCCGCCACUUUUGGUGCUCAUACCACUCCUGGUUAUUAUCCGUAUGGACAAUUCCAAUAUGGCGACCCUGGAAGGCCCAAGAAUGCCACUCGAGAGAGCACCAGCACCUUAAAGGCCUGGCUAAAUGAGCACCGCAAGAACCCCUACCCGACCAAGGGUGAGAAGAUCAUGCUGGCCAUCAUCACCAAGAUGACCCUCACUCAGGUCUCUACCUGGUUUGCCAAUGCCCGCCGGCGCCUCAAGAAGGAGAACAAGGUCACAUGGGGAUCGAGGAGCAAAGAUCAGGAGGACGGGAACCUCUUUGGUAGUGACAAUGAGGGGGAUCCUGAGAAGAAUGAAGAUGAUGAAGAGAUAGACCUGGAAAGUAUUGACAUUGACAAAAUAGAUGAGAAUGACGGUGAGCAGAGUAAUGAGGAAGAGGAAGAGAAGGUGGAACUCUUAAGGCAAAGUAGUGAUGACGAUUCUUUGGAGAAAGAGAAGGUUUUGCCCCUGUCUGGGCCUGAAGGACUUAAACCCAAUGAGGCCCUGUCCCUAGUGAAGGAAGCCUCAGACAACCCCACCCAGAUCCUGAGCCCCAACAGACAAAAUAAUCUACCAGGCCCACCUCACCACAAACCCAAAAUCUGGUCAUUGGCAGAGACUGCAACCAGCCCUGACGGGGGCCUCCACAAGCCAACGCCCCCUUCACCUCCUGCCCAGGUGAACCACGCCUCCCCCCAGCUCCAGCACCCGGCUUUCCUCCCCAGCCAUGGACUUUACACCUGCCAGAUCGGCAAGUUCCAUAACUGGACUAACGGGCCCUUCCUUACCCAGAGCUCCUUGUUAAAUGUGAGGUCCUUUUUGGGAGUUAACCACCACCACCACCACCACGCCACACAUCACAACCACCCUCUCCAGGCCCAGCCGCAGCCAUCUAUGCUAACUGCGCUCAGCACUGAAAAGCCAUCGGAAAGGACCAGCCCCAAACACAUAGAAAGAGAAAACGUCCCGAGGACUGACUCUCCACCUCAACCGUUAAAAUCCCCCUUUCGGGCUGUCCGGGACAACUCUUUGACUCAGCAAGAGGGAACAUCGUGAAUUUUAACAACUCUUCCUUCUGCUUGAUUAAUUUUUGUUUUGAGUGGAAAAGAAAAUUUCACAGACUGUUCUAAAGAACAGGGGGGAAAUGGGAAUGCUCUAAACGACUCCCAUCAAUCUCAUUUUUGCAAUAAA